Gopherus flavomarginatus (Mexican gopher tortoise) is the source of this 486-nucleotide messenger RNA. It is a transcript of the gene PIN4, whose product is annotated as peptidylprolyl cis/trans isomerase, NIMA-interacting 4. The record is from RefSeq and is a predicted model, not a curated record. NCBI's taxonomy places the organism in Eukaryota, Metazoa, Chordata, Testudines, Testudinidae. The coding region runs from base 76 to 468 and encodes 130 amino acids. The transcript has 4 exons. Gene Ontology annotation, biological process: rRNA processing. Gene Ontology annotation, molecular function: DNA binding; peptidyl-prolyl cis-trans isomerase activity.
UAGGCCGCCGGCUGCGUCCUGAGCGGGGCCCUCGCGCUCUCCGUGGCGUCACGUGCGCGACUCCUGGCUGGGGAGAUGCCACCGAAAGGGAAAAGCGGCGGCAAAAGUGGGAAGGGAGGAGCUGCUGGCGGUGGGGGCAGUGCCGAGAAGCAGGCCCCGGCCCUGAAGGGCGGGGGCAGCUCUGUGAAGGUUAGACACAUCCUAUGUGAAAAGCACAGCAAAAUCAUGGAGGCCAUGGAGAAGCUGAAGUCUGGAGUGCGCUUCAGUGAAGUAGCCUCACAGUACAGCGAAGAUAAAGCCAGACAAGGGGGAGACUUGGGCUGGAUGACCAGAGGUUCUAUGGUGGGACCUUUCCAGGAAGCAGCAUUCACCUUGGCAGUCAGCAGUAUGGAUAAGCCAGUGUACACAGACCCUCCUGUCAAAACGAAGUUUGGAUACCACAUAAUUAUGGUUGAAGGGAGAAAAUAAAAUACAAAAAAGAGUGAA